CGACACGACUACUACGAGCACACUUGACUGCUUAACAACCUUCUCUCUGGUUACUUGAAUGGCAAUCUCGACUCUUACACUCAUGGACCAGUCAGCGGUUCACUAAUAAUCAUCUCAACCGCAACUCUCCAUCUUCCCGCGAUGAACACAUCUGAAAUAACAUCGUCUACUACAUCUCCUCCGCACUUUCGACUACCUGUACCUACUCCCCCGUCAUCAUGGCUCCUCCGCGUUAUGGAAAUCAGUCCAUAAACGGACCUUAUCACAUUCAACAAAAUCACCUUCAGUCCCACGCGUCCUCACAUCAGCAUGGUGCGCUGCCGCCUCCCACGCACCUGGGCACGCCGUCGUUCGGCGGCGCUGGCUCCUCCAACGCAAGUCCGUUCGCCCUGGCAGGCAACUUGAACAAUGGCUUUGAGCGUGGUAUGCUCGAUGGCGGGCUUCUUCCGAGUCAAAUGGCCCAAAUGGGAUUCUCAAGAGGAGGCCCAGUGCAAGGUCACCAAUCGUACGACGGGCUUGGGGUUCCGCUCGAGAACAAGGACGACGCCAGGAUCCGCAACGUCUGGAAGCAUAACCUCAAGGAAGAGAUGGCGACAUUGAGACAGCUAGUGGACAUCUACCCGUACAUUGCGAUGGACACUGAAUUCCCGGGUAUUGUCGCACGGCCCAUCGGCCAGUUUACCACAAAGGCCGACUAUCACUAUCAAACAUUGCGGUGUAAUGUCGAUCUCCUCAAGAUGAUCCAACUAGGGAUCACUCUUUUCAAGCCUGACGGAACCCUCCCUCCGCCCGACGCCGCUCCGUCGCAGAAGUCUCAAUUCCACCAAACUGUUCUACCUACACCUUGCACGUGGCAAUUCAACUUCAAGUUCUCUCUAGAGACUGACAUGUAUGCGAGGGAGUCGACACAGAUGCUUUCAAAAGCUGGCAUCGACUUUGACCGGCAUGCGAAACACGGCAUCGAUCCCAAUGACUUUGGCGCCCUGUUGAUCAGUUCUGGUCUGGUGCUGGACCCUGAUGUGCAUUGGAUCUCUUUUCACUCGGGCUAUGACUUUGGCUACCUGAUGAAGCUCAUGAUUUGCAAGCCGUUGCCAGAGGACGAAGUAACGUUCCACAAGUAUUUGGAGAAGUUCUUCCCUUCCUUAUUUGACAUCAAAUUCAUCCUCAAGCACGCCGGUGUCAAAGGCCAAGUUAACAGCGGACAACCCCUCACCCAGGAGGCGGCGAUGAUGGUCCAGCGGAUAAUGACCAAGUCGGGUCUUCAAGAUAUUGCCGAAGAGCUGGCGGUGGCGAGGAUCGGCCAAGCACACCAAGCGGGCUCGGACUCGUUGCUUACUGGGCAGGUGUACUUCAAGAUGAAGGAGAAGAUUUUCAACGGCACAAUCGAGGAGGAUAAGUACCGCUCUCAGGUCUGGGGACUUAAUGCGCAGAUGCCGACAAGUGGAAAUGUGACUGGUGGCGGAGGUGGAGGGGGAGGGGCGCCUGGGGCGACUCGCGACUUCAAUACUCCAAAUAUGAAUGGAGCGACCUUUUACAACCAGAAUGGAACACCGACGACACCGCAGACUGGUAACAUCGGUAUGGUAGGUGGGGGAGGGCCUUCUUCGCACACGCCUGUCCCUGCACAUACUGGUGGUGUCGGGAUGAUGGGGUCCAUGACACCUGGAGGAUUCGGAAAUUUCCAGUACCAGAAGGCGAUGAGUUAGGGGCCUUCUCCUCGAGGUCGCCGCCGGCGCAGGGGAGGUACUAGAGGACUGGGUGGGAUCACUAGUGAUGGUCCUGGUCAUGGCCCAAAUUCUGGUCUUGACCUGGUACAUGGUCUGGGCCUCGAUCCCGCUUUGGAAAUAAUUCAGCAGCCUCCGAGUCUGUUGGAUCCCGCUCCUGGAACCGAGUACUGGCAAUGGCCCGACCUGCCGCACUUUCAUCAUCUGCCUACGCACUAUCCUCCGGCCCUUGGGCUGUAUUUUUAUCAGUCUCAUUGUUGGCAAGAUCCUUUCGCGCCUCCACCGAUGGAGCCUUGGGACCCUGGGAGUUGAAGAUGCUUUGAUUUGUGUGUACCUAUUAUCCACUUAUCUCACUUUCCGUGAGCCCUCUCACUCUCUCGGCCUACCCUGUUUUUGUCUCUGCUGGCGGCGUGGAAAUCAAAUCGAAUCAAAAUGGUAGUCGGCGUUUCUCUGAUCUUUUUUGUUGCUUUAGUGUCCCCCUUUUGGUGCUUCUGAGACGGGGACGGGACCGGGGACUGGUGUCACUCGGGAAUGUACGGUCGUUGGAUGGGAUGGGACGGGCGAGGGCGCGAACGGGAUUGUGGGAUUGGAUUCAGAAUCGAGCCUCGAGAAGUGGAAGCGAGAGUGGGAGAGGUGGAGGCAGGAUGGAGAGAGAGAACAAGGAGAAAAACAGGACAAAAGAGGUGAGAAAAGUGAAUAUGCAUGCUUGCCGUCCUUUGCGUGUUCAGUCUAUUGCGACUUGCCUUGCCGUGUUCAAUGUCUUGUGUACCGAGUCCUCACAUACUCCCCGUCCUAUGAAGCCUGGGUCCUCGAGUCCUCAGUCCGAGGUUCUAGCUACUACCAGGGACGAAGUAUGAUACAUAGAAAAAAGCAGUGUCUUGAAAGCACUCUUGUCGUCACAUUAAACACCAG
Cladophialophora immunda is the source of this 2636-nucleotide messenger RNA. RefSeq lists its product as uncharacterized. Gene Ontology annotation, cellular component: P-body; CCR4-NOT core complex; CCR4-NOT complex. The record is from RefSeq and is a predicted model, not a curated record. The transcript is spliced from 2 exons. Bases 219 to 1706 code for a protein of 495 amino acids. Gene Ontology annotation, molecular function: poly(A)-specific ribonuclease activity; nucleic acid binding. Lineage: Eukaryota; Fungi; Ascomycota; Eurotiomycetes; Chaetothyriales; Herpotrichiellaceae.